CGCUCGCCCUCCAUCCCUGCUCCUGCACCGGUCUGCAUCUCCCAGCAGAAGGCGCAGCCAUGAAUCCGUUAUUCGGCCCCAACCUCUUCCUCCUACAGCAGGAGCAGCAGGGCCUGGCCGGGCCGCUGGGGGACUCAUUGGGAGGCGACCACUUCGCCGGGGGAGGAGACUUGCCCCCGGCGCCUCUGUCGCCAGCCGGCCCUGCUGCCUACUCGCCGCCCGGGCCGGGCCCGGCCCCGCCUGCCGCCAUGGCCCUCCGCAAUGACCUGGGCUCCAACAUCAACGUGCUCAAGACCCUGAACCUCCGGUUCCGCUGCUUCCUGGCCAAGGUGCAUGAGCUGGAGCGCCGGAACCGGCUGUUGGAGAAGCAGCUGCAGCAAGCGCUGGAGGAGGGUAAGCAGGGCCGGCGGGGCCUCGGUCGUCGCGACCAGGCAGUGCAGACCGGCUUCGUCAGCCCCAUUCGGCCCCUGGGGCUGCAGCUGGGCGCCCGGCCGGCCGCUGUCUGCAGCCCUUCGGCGCGGGUGCUGGGCUCGCCCGCGCGCUCCCCGGCCGGCCCCCUCGCGCCCUCCGCGGCCAGCCUCUCGUCGUCCUCCACCUCCACCUCCACCGCCUAUUCCUCGUCGGCCCGCUUCAUGCCCGGCACCAUCUGGUCGUUCUCGCACGCCCGCCGGCUCGGGCCGGGACUGGAGCCCACUCUGGUGCAAGGGCCUGGCUUGUCGUGGGUGCACCCGGACGGGGUGGGCGUCCAGAUCGACACCAUCACGCCCGAGAUCCGCGCUCUCUACAACGUGCUGGCCAAAGUGAAGCGGGAGCGGGACGAGUACAAGCGGAGGUGGGAAGAGGAGUACACGGUGCGGAUCCAGCUGCAAGACCGUGUAAAUGAGCUCCAGGAGGAAGCCCAGGAAGCUGAUGCCUGCCAGGAGGAGCUGGCACUGAAGGUGGAACAGUUGAAGGCUGAGCUGGUGGUCUUCAAGGGGCUCAUGAGUAACAACCUGUCGGAGCUGGACACCAAGAUCCAGGAGAAAGCCAUGAAGGUGGAUAUGGACAUCUGCCGCCGCAUCGACAUCACCGCCAAGCUCUGCGAUGUGGCUCAGCAGCGCAACUGUGAGGACAUGAUCCAGAUGUUCCAGGUCCCAUCCAUGGGGGGGCGGAAGCGGGAGCGCAAGGCUGCCGUCGAGGAGGACACCUCCCUGUCGGAGAGUGAGGGGCCCCGCCAGCCCGAUGGGGAUGAGGAGGAGAGCACAGCCCUCAGCAUCAACGAGGAGAUGCAGCGCAUGCUCAACCAGCUGAGGGAGUAUGAUUUUGAGGACGACUGUGACAGCCUGACUUGGGAGGAGACUGAGGAGACCCUGCUGCUUUGGGAGGAUUUCUCAGGCUAUGCCAUGGCAGCUGCAGAGGCCCAGGGAGAGGUAACCUCUGCUCCCGGCCUCAGGGCCCUCUGGCUCUGCCUCUCCAGCCUGACGCCCACUCCCCCGUUCCUCUCCUCGCUCUGUCCCCCCAUGUGGCUGUCAUCCUCUACCUGCGUCUCCCCUCUUCCUUUAUCCUUUUGCUUUUCUUUCUCCAGUUUCUUUAACCGGACUUCCUCUCUCUCUCUCUCCCUGACUUGGCCCUUUGGAAUGCGUCCCAUCCCAUCCCUCCUUGGCUGGCCUCCCCCGCUUCCCUUUCUACUCCAGCAGCAGGAAGAUAGCCUGGAGAAGGUGAUUAAAGAUACGGAGUCCCUGUUCAAAACCCGGGAGAAGGAGUAUCAGGAGACUAUUGACCAGAUAGAGCUGGAGCUGGCCACGGCCAAGAACGACAUGAACCGGCACCUGCACGAGUACAUGGAGAUGUGCAGCAUGAAGCGUGGCCUGGACGUGCAGAUGGAGACCUGCCGCCGGCUCAUUACCCAGUCUGGAGACCGAAAGUCUCCUGCUUUCGCUGCGGUCCCGCUUAGCGACCCGCCGCCACCGCCAAGCGAGGCUGAGGACUCCGAUCGCGAUGUCUCAUCUGAUAGCUCCAUGAGAUAGAGACCUUCCUCCCCCUUGCACCCGAGGCCCUCACAGCUGGGAACUCAGCGAGGCAGAGGGUGGGGCUGCACAGAGGGGAACAUCAGCUGUAGCUCUGCACCAGGCCGGCCCCUGGGGACUGGGGCGCUCCUCCCUCGGGCUUUCUCCCUCGGUCUUGGCUUCUCCAGGGCUCUGGGGUGUCUGGAGCUAGGCUUGGCCCUACCAUUCUGGGGCCAUUUCCACCACAGUUGGGGCUGUCCUGCCUUCACGCGUGGGUGUCUGCUACUUCCCCAUCUUUAAAAUGCUGCCAGAGCGAUUGCGGCCCCUCACCUUGUCCACGUAUCAGGAAUGUGAAUAUGGGACCUUUCCUCCAUCCCUGUUGUCCGGAGCCAGCUCACUGUCUUCCACACUGGUGCUAACUGGCCCAGGCACUGGAGUGGAAUAGAAUGCAGCUGGAGGCUACGCAUGGCCUCUGCAGCACACGCAGUUGGAAAGGGCUUCUGUCCCUGUCAGCGGCGGAGGGCGUUGGGGCUGGCCGGGGCACCUCGUCCCUGCUAUGGUCCACAUGCUCAUGCUGUCCACCUGCCAGGUGGAGCAUAUGUGGCUGUGGCCCUCCCUCGUGGAGGUGCCGUGCUUUCAAGAGGCCUUAGUGCCCCGGAUGGGCACAGUGUUUUGAAGGGAGGAGGGAGCUCUUGCUCUCCUGGUCACUGCAAAAUGACAGAGAAGGUGAAGCUCCGUGCAUGUGCGCGCGGGUCUAUGUGCGCUCAGGGUCUCUGUUUAAGUAUCAGCUAAAGGUGUGCCUCCUCCGUGUCUGUCAUACACUGAGACCAACAGGCUACAGUGUCCCUGAUUCUUGGAAACGCCUGGAGAAGCUGGGGAGAUGCGAUUCACGAUGCCUCGGUAUAGGGGGCUGUGUUGAGCUGACAUUCAAAUGGAUUCUUUAAUAAUAAUGAAACUAGCGAGUAUUUAUUGUGAA
Messenger RNA from Pongo pygmaeus (Bornean orangutan), 2961 nucleotides. It is a transcript of the gene IFFO1, whose product is annotated as intermediate filament family orphan 1. The transcript is spliced from 8 exons. Bases 60 to 2006 code for a protein of 648 amino acids. NCBI's taxonomy places the organism in Eukaryota, Metazoa, Chordata, Mammalia, Primates, Hominidae. The record is from RefSeq and is a predicted model, not a curated record.